Messenger RNA from Osmerus eperlanus (European smelt), 5440 nucleotides. RefSeq names its product PDZ domain-containing protein 4-like. The coding region runs from base 1564 to 4314 and encodes 916 amino acids. The transcript is spliced from 8 exons. The record is from RefSeq and is a predicted model, not a curated record. NCBI's taxonomy places the organism in Eukaryota, Metazoa, Chordata, Actinopteri, Osmeriformes, Osmeridae. Gene Ontology annotation, molecular function: protein binding.
CAGCAAACACAAUGUCCAAUUCAUAGACUUGAUAUAGAUUUUUUACACAUGGCCAGUUUGGAGGGCUGUGUGAUCUCUGCUUAAGAGGUCCGUAAUUUGAUUAUAAUCUUCUGUUCACUAACACCCUUAAGCAAUAGCCCUGAAGUGUUUGGUUAAAUAAAAAUUCUGUGGCUUCCAUAAUCAAUGAAUUAAUCGAUCUUAUUAUAUCCAACUGAAUCUCUCAGCCUAUCUCAGUUAGUCUUUCACAGACAGCUGUGCUUCUGAUAAACACCAUGUUGUUCACAUGAAACACACAUGCAUUUUGAAUACAGCCAUUCAGUGUGGAAACAGUUUUAAGUGGUUGUCAGUGACAGUUGGGGUGACAGCUACAGAACGUAAGACAGAGUUGUUGAGAGAACAGCCGUAGCUGUUGUGCUUUCUUGCGUGUGCAUGUGUGCGUGUUAUUAGGUUUUGUCUGUCUUGCGAAUACGGCUUAUCUAGGCAGCACAGCCUGGGCUCAGAUCCAGGGAGUGAAUGCUUCAGUGGGCAGGCCCCCUACUCUUUCUCAGCCUAGCCUAGCCAAGCCCACACACCCCACCUCUCCUUCUGGAGGGUUUCAAUGGACCUAAAUAAGGAGAUGUCAGUGACCGCCCCAACACCAGGGGGAGGAAAGUGCUGAGCAGGUAACAGUCCUGGUGAGAGAGCUGACAGAGCCCUGUCAGAGCCUGAGCAAAGAGAGGUUAUCUCAGGAGCCGGUCCCAGCCAUCCCCCUGUGAACCUAGAGAGCUGGGAAACUCGGUGUGGGAGUCGGGAAGAAAAAAGAAACGCGGAGAGGCUCUUUGAUACCAGCGCGGUUGGUAUCUGAAACUUUGAAAGUGUUUCGUACAGAGCGCUGUAGAACAGAUUAGAGCUCAGAGGACGAAACCUGGGGGUGAGCGUGGGCGAGUUCAGUGGAAGUUGUACUGGGAAAAGCUCCCCUCUCUCAGCACAUAGAGUCAGACUCUGUGCUGUAUACCAAAUAAGAACACGACACAGCCACGCCCUCAUGUAGCUGCAGGGGAGGUCAAGCAGCCAUCACUGACAAGUCAUCUAAAACUGUUACAUUGCAUUCAGUCUAAUGUACAUACACAUCAUAAAAGGAAAAAACUGCUGUUGGUACUCAACCUCAUUCUCUGUUUCCACCUAUUCCUACAAACCUCCUUUUUUUACCUGUGACUCAGCAGUGCAAAAGCAGUUGCCGACAACGUGAUUUGAGACUGAAGCUACUCUGUCCACAUGAACUUAUCAGCACUUUGUCACUCUGCAAUGGAGACAGAGACUGAUGGAUGGACUGCUGUAUUUGUUUCGCUACUGCCUCUGAGAACACUUUGUACAGGAUCUCCUCUCAAUUGUAAAACGUGAAAUCGGACUGAAAAGAUAGAAGAACCAACUGGGAAACUCUGCUGUCCAGGCCUGAGAGGAGAGAGUCCAGGUGACAAGUGUCUCCACACAAAGCGACACCCCAACUCUUUUGGUCUGGGUGGGACAAACGUGUUGAUUUGGGCAUCGGUGUUGAUCAUCUGGGUGAGCCAGAUCCAGGUCACCAUGGGCUGCAACAUGUGUGUGGUCCAGAAGCCUGAGGAGCAGUACCGGGUCAUGUUCCAGAAGAGUCAAAUCAGUAGCAUGCUGUGUUCUUUUGAUGCAGACGGUCGAUUGAAGGUGAAUGGUAAGGAGCUGACUCGUCUGUCUGGGGAGCCCAGCCUGGACGUGCGGGACCCCCUGCUGUCCCACAUGCUGAGGCGGGGGGCCAGGCGGAGGGCUGGGCUGGCCGCGGGACUAGGGGGGCCAGGGGCCCUGACUGUGUCCAUGGCUGACUGUGUGGACAGCUGCACCCAGACUGACAUCAGCUUCCAGCACAUGCUGACCCUGGGCAAGAGCAGCCACCACCCCUGUGGGGCCCCACCUCCUCCCCACCCACCCCCCUCCCCUCCUCUUCCGCCCCUGCUGGAGCCCUACCUGCUCAACGAGCUGCUCAUAGAGCCUGAAUAUUAUGAUCCCAACGACUACUUUGACAUCGCUCAUCAUGAGGUGGACAGACAGGAUGAUCUGGAGUAUGAGGAGGUGGAGUUGUAUAAGUCUCGCCAGCAGGACAAGUUGGGGCUGACAGUGUGCUAUAGGACAGAUGAGGAGGAGGAUCUGGGCAUAUAUGUAGGAGAGGUCAACCCAAACAGUAUAGCUGCAAUAGAUGGCCGCAUUCGUGAGGGAGACAGAAUCCUGCAGAUCAACGGGGUGGACAUCCAGAACCGGGAAGAGGCCGUGGCCAUUCUGACCCGGGAGGACAGCACCAACAUCUCCCUGCUGCUGGCCCGGCCUGAGAUUGAGAAUGACAACCAGCUGGACCCAGACGAACUGGACCUGGAGCCUCUGGACAAUUCUGUCCACCUGCCAAGCCCACACAGGCUGAGGAACAGCCCCUCCAUGCUGGGCACGGGACCAGGAGGUGUGGGGGGCAGUGUGAUGGGGGUACGAGGACGCCCCCUGAACAGGGACUCUCCCGGCCUGCUGCAGACCGUGCUGAGUAACAGCCAGGAGCUGGACAGCGGCGUGGGCCGGACCGACGAGAGCACACGCAACGAAGAGUCGUCCGAGCACGACCUCCUGGGAGACGACCAGACCAGCACGUCCAACACCAACGCCACCAACACGCCCGGCAGCAUGCGCAAGUUUCUGUCCGGCCGAGGGGACACCCCACCCCUGAUGCACUCUCGCGACCUCCACUUCAGUGCCGACUCACUGCUGGGGCUGGACUGUGUGGGAGGAGGGGUUCUGGAGCAGGCGGAGAGAGGGGAGAGGGCCUACACGGGAGACCCUGUGAUGAUGAUGAUGCCUGGGCUGACAGAUGAGGAGUACGAGAGGUACAGGGAGCUGCUGGAGAUCAAGUGCUACUAUGAGAAGAACGGUAACGCCCUGCUGCCGCUGGGGGGCCCAGGAGGGGGCGGCGGGGGGCCGUUGCCUCUGGACGUGAACCGCAACGAGAGCAUGAUGCAGCAUGAGAUGGCCCUACUGGAGGAGGAGCUGCGCCACCUGGAGUUCAAGUGCCGCAACAUCCUGAGGGCGCAGAAGAUGCAGCAGCUCCGGGAGCGCUGCCUGAAGGCCUGGCCCCUGGAGGAGGAGGAGGCCGGGGCGGCACGGGUGGCCGGGCCCUCUCUGGUCAUUGAGGAGUCCUGUCACCACGAGCUGUCGGACAUUAACGAGGUCCCUGAGAGAGAGCGCUCCGACAAGGACAGCACCAGCGCAUACAACACUGGAGGAGAGAGCUGUAGGAGCACCCCUCUGGUCAACGAUCAUGGACACAGCCUGGAGGGGGCAGACUCCCAGCUGCAGCCUCGCAUCCCCAGCCGCCACAGAGAGAGGGUGGGGAGGGGAGAGAGGGCCGAGAGGGGACAGGCUAACCUGAACCAGCCGUAUUCUCCAACCAGCCACAGGAGAGGAGUGGGGGCUAAGACCUCCAGCCCAGGGGCCAAGUUCAGAUCCUUGUCCCGUGACAGUGGGGUCAGGAGGGGUUCAGACGGAGCGGCCAAGAGGAGCCCCAAGGCUAACGGCACACCAGAGGGCGGAGGGGGCCGCAGUGCAGAGAACAGCCCCUAUCUGUCUCGCCGCCAGUCAGGCUCCAGGCUGCCCCAGCGCUACCAGAGCUGCAUGCAGCUGCACUCCCCCUCUGCCUCUGAGGGUCUGGGGAGCACAGCCAGAGAGGGCAGCCUGGGGACUGAGGGUGAUGCCAGCCCCAUGAGCCUGGGCAGCACCUGCAAGGACAUCCCCCAGGGCCCAGCACCUGUCCCCCUGCCUGUCCCCCCGCCCCUGCCGCCAGCCUCCCCCCGUAUGGAGUGGAAGGUGAAGGUGCGCAGCGACGGCUCGCGCUACGUGGCCAAGCGUCCCGUGAGAGACCGCCUGCUGAAGGCCCGCGCCAUCAAGAUCCGAGAGGAGCGCAGCGGCAUGACCACGGACGACGACGCCGUGAGCGAGAUGAAGAUGGGCCGCUACUGGAGCAAGGAGGAGCGCAAGCAGCAGCUGCUGCGGGCCCGCGAGCACCGCCGCCGCAGGGAGUUCAUGGUGCAGAGCCGUCUGGACUGCCUGAGGGAGCGCGACAGGGAGCAGGGCGGUGGAGGCCAGCAGGGGGCGCCACAGCCACAGGAGCCUGCCACCAUCCUGGAGCUCUGCCACCGGAGGAGCAUGAAGAAACGAAGUCGCAGGAUCCUCGACAACUGGAUCACCAUCCAGGAGCUCCUGGCUCACGGCACCAGGUCACCUGAUGGGAAGAAGGUUUACAACCCCCUGCUGUCAGUCACCACCGUCUGACGGACAGGACACACUGACGGACAGAGAGCGGAGGAGGAGAGGGAGGGGGAAGCGGUAGAAAUGCGGGACAAAUUCUUGAGAAGGGCUGUGAAGCUCACAGCACCGCCAUCUGUGCUCUGUCACUGUAGAUAGGAGAGAGAGAGGUGGUGUGAGAGAGACAACACCAGCUGCUCCUGCUUAGUCAUCACAGCCUGGAAGAGAGGACGGUACGGCACAGAGAGAACAACCACAGUUAAGCAGAAUGAUUAGAAGCUGCCUGAGUGAUGAAGCAGGUGAGGAACAGAUCAAGCCCACAGAGCCUUCAGAGUGUGUGGUGACUGUGGGUGAUCCGCCAUGUUAGAAGCACACUGGGUACCAAAGGAGGGAAUGCUAACUAUUUCUAGGUACUUGAUGAAAAAUGCCAACAAAAUAGACGGGACAUUUAAAGGCACACAAUAAUCAGUCUGGGCACACUGAGCAGGAGGAACAGGGAAGCACAUGCCUGCUGGGUACGGCACAGUACAAAGGUACUCCCUAGGCACAGGUCACAUGACUGCUACAGGUCACAUGACUGCUACAGGUCACAUGACUGCUACAGGACAUGCGUCUUCGGGAAGGCUGAACAUUGUGCACCUUGCAGAUAGAAGUGAAUAGAAUUUCCUAAUUACUUCCAUGACAGAUACUGUCCUUCGAAAAGGUACGCCAAACUCCCAGCUGUCAGAAUUACUUUUAAUCACCAGAGAUGUUUGCUCAGGUCCAGAAAGACAACACCAGGAUCUGGAGAUGGAUAGGUACAGAUGUACUCUGUGGACCAACCAGACAGUUAGGGACAUCUUGGGUAAAAUACUACAAUACUGCUGGUCAUUUUCUGUGGUACAAAGGAACAAUCAAAGGUUUGAAAGGGGUUCUUCAACAGACUUGUUACCUGCAUGUUCAAUAAAUGUUAAAAACAACUUUUCAUAUACUGUACGUAAGAAAAUAUGAGUCAAAUCAGUGUGAAAUUGUGGACGUGCCUGUGUUUUACUUUUUAUGAACGUGAAAACUGUUAAGACUAUAAAUAUAAUGUGACGUUUGUUCAGUAGUGUUUGUGAUGAGUUCAAUAAACAUUUCACAAAAUGUUUUCUAAUGAAAUAGUUUAAUUCAGGGU